AUGGUCUCAAAUCCUUUGCUGACACGAGUAGCGAGCCACGACGCUGAGCCAUCCUCACAACCGACAUCCUCUGCUGUCCAUACUACUGCACUCAAAACACACAAAAAGGCCAGGUCCCGCUCGACCAACAUGAGCUUUAGCAACCUCGUCUCCCCGCGGAGCCAGAACUACGAACGGUUAGAGGGCGGGCAUGGGCCGAGCAGGGCGGGCGCAAAGAGGUUUGCGUGGAGGAAGUUCGCGAUUGCAGCUGCCGUUCUCAUUGGGCUGGUAUGGGUGUUCGGUCCCCGCGAGAGGAGGGAAAUGUUCGACGAUUUACCGCCUGUGACGGUGCCGCAUCAUGCGGACGACCGGCCAGUGGUUGCCCAACCCGCUACGACACUCCCUGCGACUGUACCACGCCCGACAUCGUACGCCUCUGAUCCGGACCCCUCGAAAACGGUACACUGCACCAAACCGUAUAAGCCCUCACUCCCUCUGGUACAGUACGCUCUUAUGAUCGAUGCCGGCUCGACGGGGUCGCGCAUACACAUCUACAAGUUCAACAACUGCGGGCCGUCCGCGUCGUACGAGUACGAGGUGUUCAAGAUGACGAAGCCGGGCUUGUCGUCCUAUGCUGGUUCUCCUUCGGACGCAGCGAAGAGCCUGGACAUCUUGCUGGACGAGGCGGUGAAGACUGUCCCCGAGUCGUUGCGGAAGUGCACACCGGUGGCGGUCAAGGCGACCGCCGGGCUACGUAUGCUUGGUGCAACUGAGAGCCAGGCCAUUUUGGACGCCGUCAAGGCCAGGCUGGCGGAGGCGUACCCAUUCCCGCUUUCGAACGAGGACCCUGUCGUUAUCAUGGACGGCAAGGACGAGGGAGUGUACGCUUGGAUCACCGCCAACUACCUCCUGAAUACCAUUCGCGCGGACAGCCCGAGGGAGGAUCAACCUUACGCGGUCCUGGACCUCGGCGGAGCGUCCACGCAGAUCGUCUUCGAGCCUCAGUUCGACAACCCGGAGAAGUUCCAUGAGGGCGACCACAAGUACGAGCUCAAGUUCGGUGACAAGACGCAUGUCUUGUACCAACACUCAUACCUUGGCUACGGGCUUAUGCAGGCGCGGAAGAGCGUGCAUAAGGUCGUUGACUUCAUGUCGAGUUUCCGUUCCAAGUCCAAGAGUGACACAGGCGUCAUUCCGAACCCGUGCCUCGCGAAGGGCACGAAGCGAAGGGUCGAAAUCGAGGACGAAAAAACUGGCAAUAGGAACGUGACCAUGGUAGGGGAGGAUGUUGGUAGCUUCGAGGCUUGUAACAGAGUAAUGCAGCUGGUGCUAGCUAAGGAUGCCAUCUGUGAAACAAAACCCUGUUCAUUUGACGGUGUCUACCAGCCUUCUAUCCUGGACACGUUCCCCAACGGGAAAGUCCUCCUCCUCUCCUACUUCUACGACCGCCUGAGCCCCCUUCUUCCUCCAUCCACCACGAAACUGACGAUCUCCGCUAUUGCCACGCUCGCGGGCCAAGUCUGCGAAGGCAAGCGGUCCUGGGAAGACCACUGGGGCCCGGAGCCGAAUAUCAUGGAGGAGUUGUACGACAGACCCGAGUGGUGUCUGGACCUCACGUUUAUGCAUGCGCUGCUCAGGCUCGGGUACGAGUUCGGGGACGACCGCGAGGUGAUGAUUGAGAAGAAGAUUGAGGGGACGGAGCUGGGGUGGAGCUUGGGCGCUGCGAUCGCUAUGGUGGGCGGUGAGCUGAAGUGUAAGGUUUAG
Messenger RNA from Gloeophyllum trabeum ATCC 11539, 1743 nucleotides. RefSeq lists its product as uncharacterized. Gene Ontology annotation, cellular component: membrane; Golgi apparatus. The record is from RefSeq and is a predicted model, not a curated record. The transcript has 3 exons. Lineage: Eukaryota; Fungi; Basidiomycota; Agaricomycetes; Gloeophyllales; Gloeophyllaceae. Gene Ontology annotation, biological process: nucleoside diphosphate catabolic process; protein N-linked glycosylation. Bases 1 to 1743 code for a protein of 580 amino acids. Gene Ontology annotation, molecular function: GDP phosphatase activity; UDP phosphatase activity.